Molecule: messenger RNA, 855 nt
Organism: Trichophyton verrucosum HKI 0517
Lineage: Eukaryota; Fungi; Ascomycota; Eurotiomycetes; Onygenales; Arthrodermataceae
Exons: 3
Biological process (GO): NADPH regeneration
Cellular component (GO): cytoplasm
Molecular function (GO): oxidoreductase activity; nucleotide binding
Source: RefSeq, a predicted model, not a curated record
AUGGCUCCUCCAGAUGUGUUGAUGGUUGGGACGGGCGAGUAUACCACUGGCUUCGUAGGAGGUGCCGCUUCCACCUCAGACAAGAAGGUGGGAGUCGUUGGCCUGACAAUGUUUGACCUACGGAGACGAGGGAAGGUCGGUAACCUGAGCAUGGCUGGGGUAUCAGGCCUAAAAUUUCCCCAUAUCAUUACUGAUGUCUACUCCAAACAUGGUGUAAAAGGGAAACAUCUCCAGACCAACAUAUCCGAGGUGUACAACGGGCUGUCAACUUCGUUUGAGUCUUACCCGGCAGAUGACAAGGUUGAUGCAAAUGCGUACAAGGCGGCCAUAGAUGCGUUAGAGCCUGGCUCAGCCAUCACGAUAUUUACUCCUGAUACCACACAUUAUGAAAUUGCGCUGUACGCUAUCCGGCGUAAGAUCCACGUCCUUAUCACUAAGCCAGCUACAAAGACUCUGGAGGACCAUCUUGAGCUUUUGGCGGAGUCUCGAAAGCAUAACGUUUUCGUAUUCAUCGAGCACCACAAGCGUUUCGACCCAGCAUAUUCUGAUGCUCGAAACAAGGCUCGAAGACUCGGAGACUUUAACUAUUUUUAUAGCUACAUGAGCCAGCCCAAGAGCCAACUGGAGACCUUUAAAGCAUGGGCCGGAAAGGACAGCGAUAUUUCGUAUUACCUUAACUCCCACCAUGUUGACAUAUGCGAGAGUAUGGUUCCGGAGUACACCCCAGUUAAGGUAAGUGCCUCGGCCUCAAAGGGAGCAGCUAUUGAGCUUGGCUGUGUAGAGGAAACUGAAGACACCAUCACUCUGAUGGUUGAGUGGAGGAAGAAAGAAGAGCCUUCGAAGGUCGCAACAGGC